AUGUUCCUACUCACAUCUCAAAAAGACAUUAUCUAUCUAUCUAUCUAUCCAUCCAUAUAUCUAUCUAUCUAUCUAUCUCAGCCUGCUCAUUAUCUAUCUAUCUAUUUAUCUAUCUAUCUAUCUCAAUCUGUUCAUUAUAUAUCUUUCUCGGCCUUUUUUCAUUAUCUAUCUAUCUAUCUAUCUAUCUAUCUAUCUAUCUAUCUAUCUAGAUCUUUAAUAUCUAUCUAUCUAUCUAUCUAUCCAUCUAUCUAUCUAUCUCAGCCCUCUCAUUAUCUAUCUAUCUAUCUAUCUAUCUAUCUAUCUAUCUAUCCAUCUAUCUCAUCUGUCCAUUAUAUAUCUUUCUAUCUUUCUCUAAAUUUCAUUAUCUAUCUAUCUAUCUAUCUAUCUAUCAUUCGGAUAAAAAUAUCUAUCUAUCUAUUAUCUAUCUAUCUAUCUCAGUCUGUUCAUUAUAUAUCUUUCUCGGCCUUUUUUCAUUAUCUAUCUAUCUAUCAUCUAUCUAUAUAUCUAUCUAUCUCCUCUAUCUAUCUAUUCGGUCAUCUAUCUAUCUAUCUAUCUAAGUAUCAUUAUUUAUCUAUCUAUCUAUCUAUCUAUCUAUCUAUCUCAUCUGUUCAUUAUAUAUCUUUCUCUUUUUUCAUUAUUGUAUCUAUCUAUCUAUCAAUCUAUUUUCUAUCUAUCUAUCUAUCUAUCUAUCUAUCUAUCUAUUUUUUUAUCUAUCUAUCUCAAUCUGUUCAUUUAUCUCUUUUUCUGUUUUUCAUUAUAUCUAUCUAUAUCUAUCUAUCUAUCUAUCUAUCUAUCUUGAUCAUCUAUCAUCAUCUAUCUAUUAUCUUUCUAUCUAUCUCAUUCAUCUAUCUAUCUAUCUAUCUAUUUUCAUCUAUCUAUUCUAUUUAUCUCAAUCUUUUUAUUUUCUAUCUAUCUAUCUAUCUAUCUAUCUAUCAUCUAUCUAUCUAUCUAUCUAAUCUAUUCUUCAUUCUAUAUCCAUCUAUCUAUCUAUUCAUCUGUCCAUUAUAUAUCUUUAUAUCUAUUUUUCAUAUCUAUCUAUUAUCUAUCUUUCUAUCUAUCUUCUAUCUAUCUAUCUCUAUCUAUCUCAGCCUGCUUUAUCUAUCUAUCUAUUUAUCUAUCUAUCUCAAUCUAUUCAUUAUCUAUCUUUUCUCUAUUUUUUCAUAUCUAUCUAUCUAUCUAUCUAUCAUCUAUCUGUCUAUCUAUCUAUUUAUCUAUCUAUCUCAGCCUGUUUACUAUCUAUCUAUCUAUCUAUCUAUCUAUAUUUUGCUCCUUAAUAUGCCUUUUGAACCCGAUCGCUCGAUGACAGUCACUCGCAAACAAGAGUUCGCGUUCAUCGUGAUUGGCAUUGGCAUUUUAUUCGGCCAAUGGUUUGCCCUCUAG
Molecule: messenger RNA, 1380 nt
Organism: Acanthosepion pharaonis
Lineage: Eukaryota; Metazoa; Mollusca; Cephalopoda; Sepiida; Sepiidae
Source: the annotation of a GenBank genome assembly